AUGGUCGACCCGGUCUCUUACGUCAAGAUGUUCUUCCGCUCCGUCUUCUCCGUCUUCUCCCCCUCCACCACCACAAUCUGGCAGAACAACAUCGCCUACUCGAUCACGCUCCACAACCCCCGAGUGCUUCUCUACCGCGGUCCCGAGUCCUAUGUGACCUUUUCGAUCUAUGCCCAGGCAUACUCUGCCGAGGCACGGAAGCAACUCGAAGGCCUCUCGUCGCGGGACAUUCAGUCUGUUGUCAAGGGGACGAAUGUGCAGCUGGUGCAGAAGGGGUGGAUUGCCGGAGUUGUGGGAUGGAAUGCGGCUGGCUACCUGGGUGGUGGCGGUAAGAAGGGAUGGGAUGUGACUCCCGCCGGCCAAGUUGGGUGGAAGGACACGCAGGCGGAAGCGCAGGGGCUGAGCGCUAAGCAGCAGGAGGACGAGGAUUAUGGUGAGAAGCCGCAGUCCCGUCGCUACUCUUCCCGCGAUGGUGAGGAGUACGAGAUGCAAUCACUCACGAAGCCCAGCCAGGAGGCGCCGCAGGAGACACGACACAUCGCGCUCAAACGUAAGGAGAAAAUCGACAAGCAAAUCCGAGCCCAGUCGUCGACCAUCGACACGGUCGACACCGACACCCAAGCCACACGCGUGCUCGGCACGUACAAGUGUCGUAUUCCCGUGGAAACGGGUGAUGGCUACUUCCGAUUCUGGAUCACCUUCCCCUCGCCCGUCUCGCGCACACCCUUGGCUAUCGGAAGCCCCACCUUCCGUCUCUUCUCGUUCAGCCUCACCUCGGCUUCGCCUCGUGGAGCGGCACUACUCCCUGUGCCAGUGAUUGUCCCCGAACUCGCCCUGCGCUCCGUCUCCCUCGCGCUGACAACCAUUCUGUAUGGUUUGUUCCCCGUCGCCGCCAUCGUCGACAAGAUCCUCCCCCGAUGGGCAAGUCGUCGCUUCAUCAACUGGAUCUACACCCGCGUCGGUGCAAAGGGCAAGGCCGACCAGCUCAAGGAAAAGUACAAGGUGGACGAACGGGUGGGCGCUGCCAAGGAGCAGGUGAAGAAGGUACCUUUUGCGAGCGCGGGCAUUCGCACGGACUGGGAUAUCGAGCGUGAUGCGAAGCGGGGGAGGGGUGGGUGGGCGUACCAUUGGUAA
Kalmanozyma brasiliensis GHG001 is the source of this 1134-nucleotide messenger RNA. RefSeq lists its product as uncharacterized. The record is from RefSeq and is a predicted model, not a curated record. Bases 1 to 1134 code for a protein of 377 amino acids. Lineage: Eukaryota; Fungi; Basidiomycota; Ustilaginomycetes; Ustilaginales. The transcript has a single exon.